Kogia breviceps (pygmy sperm whale) is the source of this 1031-nucleotide messenger RNA. NCBI's taxonomy places the organism in Eukaryota, Metazoa, Chordata, Mammalia, Artiodactyla, Physeteridae. The record is from RefSeq and is a predicted model, not a curated record.
UUGUUAACGAAUUAUUAUUAUUUACAUUAGGGUUCCAUGCUUUGUAUACAGUUCUAUGAGUUUUGUCCAGUGCAUAAUGUCAUGUAUCCCCAUUACAGUCAGUAGCAUAGAGAAUAAUUUCAUUGCCCUAAAAAACUUCCCUGAACUCCAUCUCAAAUAAUUUCUUUUAAAUUAACACCACUAUAUGGUGAGAGCCUCUCCCUCCUCGACCUCCUUGGCCUUCAUGAAAAUGAAAUAACCUUUUAUCCCACCAGCCCUUUUUCAUUAGUUGUGCAUCUGUCUCCUGUAUUUGUAAGGUCAGCCACCUGUUCUCCUGAUAAGCUUCCUAAAUGUGAGUUUCAAGGAACUAAUCCAUAUUCAUAUACUCAGAUCCAGAAUCCAGCUAGUGGCCUCUUUUCCUUGAAUUUAUCUUUAUUGUCACCUGCUGUGUUGGGGCCUUUGACAUGUGCCGAUUGUGGUUCCCCUGCUUGGGAUGGACUGCAAGGGAUCCAACAUGAAGACCGAGCCUAGGAAACAGACUGUGAGCAUUCCCAGGACAGGACCUGGGCUAAGAAACACAAUUUUGGAGUGAGAUGGAAGGAGAAUGAAAUCUUUCUAGGAGCAGUGAGGAAGACAGAAGAACCGCUUGGGCUGGUAAAGCCAUCUGCCAGGCACUACUGCCACCAUGCCCAAGAGAAAGGCAAAAGGAGACGCUAAAGGUGACAAAGCAAAGGUGAAGGAUGAGCCACAGAGGAGAUCGGCACGGUUGUCUGCUAAACCUGCCCCUCCAAAACCAGAGCCCAGGGCAAAAAAGGCCCCUGCAAAGAAGGGAGAGAAGCUGGCCAAAGGGAGAAAGGGGAAAGCAGAAGGCAACAAAGAUGGGAACAACCCUGCAAAAAACCGAGAUGCCUCCACAGCCCAGUCACAGAAAGCAGAAGGCACUGGGGAUGCCAAGUGAAGUAUACUUUUUUGAUAGCUCUGUACUUCUAAGUGACUCUACUGUUUGAAAUACUAUUUUUUUUUUAAAUCAAAUUUUGUAAAGACGUAGAUUU